Lachnellula hyalina is the source of this 1119-nucleotide messenger RNA. RefSeq lists its product as uncharacterized. The coding region runs from base 1 to 1119 and encodes 372 amino acids. The transcript has a single exon. The record is from RefSeq and is a predicted model, not a curated record. NCBI's taxonomy places the organism in Eukaryota, Fungi, Ascomycota, Leotiomycetes, Helotiales, Lachnaceae.
AUGUUCCAUCCUAAUCCCACGAUAAGUUUUGCACUCUUUCUCCUCACACUUUCAUUGUCCUUUCAGGGUGCUGUUGGGCACGUUAUCCUGAAAACCCCAAAGCCGUUUCUCUUCGCGGCCUAUGGUCCCAGCAAUCCUAUCUCGCCAGAUGGGUCAGACUUCCCGUGCAAAAUGCCACCUGGGACCACCAAACUCGAGAUCGACGGCAGUCUUACGGAGAUGACCAUCGGCCAAGAACAACAAGCCUCCUUUACAGGACUAGCUGUUCAUGGUGGAGGUAGUUGUCAAUUUGCUCUCACUCCCAGCUUUAUGCCCAACAAAACAUCCGCAUGGUCUGUGAUUGAGUCAAUCGAAGGCGGAUGCCCGGCCAUCAACAAAACAGGCAAUUUGGAAGACCCCGAUACACCCAGCACAUAUACCUUCACGAUCCCGGUAGGCAUUGCCCCAGGCGAGUACACAUUUGCGUGGACGUGGGUGAACCGCAUCGCUGGCUCGCCCGAAUUCUACAUGAACUGUGCACCGAUCGUGGUCAAGUCUGACGGGCCUAAGAGCCGUCGGGACCUACAGCGUCGAGCGCAAAUUGAGAAGCGUGCGCAAUUUCCUGAUCUCUUCCUGGCAAACAUCGGGGAUGCGAGCAAGGGGUGUACGACUACUGAAGCCCACUAUGUACAGGCUGCUAUUGCAUUCCCGCAUCCUGGGAGUAAUAUUGUUCAUCCUAAUGGCGACCCGUCUGGCUCAGGCCUCUCCCAGUUGUUUCAUCAGGUGUGCGAUGGCAAUCCUAGGAAUAGCGGGAGCGGGUUACAGCCAGAUCCAUCGACACCAAUCCCUUCAGCACCAGUACCUUCGGUGUCAUGCGUUCCGGUCUUGAGUUCAACCCAGGUUACCUCACCUACGACUUCGCCAGCCCAUGUUACCAGCUCGGCUGCGUCGGUCACGGCUUCUGGCUCAGCACCAGCGGCUUCUCCGAGCGGGAAAUGUGGGGAGGGUCAUCUGCUUUGUGUCAAUGGCAACGAAUUCUCUACCUGCACGGGUGGAACCUGGACGGCUCCGCAACCACUUGGCUCUGGAACGCAUUGCACCGGUGGCGAGGGUGUCGGAUUGACUAUAAUUAAGUCGUGA